Molecule: messenger RNA, 921 nt
Organism: Diutina rugosa
Lineage: Eukaryota; Fungi; Ascomycota; Pichiomycetes; Serinales; Debaryomycetaceae
Exons: 1
Coding region: 1-921 (306 amino acids)
Biological process (GO): positive regulation of DNA-templated transcription, elongation; positive regulation of transcription by RNA polymerase I
Cellular component (GO): CTDK-1 complex
Source: RefSeq, a predicted model, not a curated record
AUGGAUCCAUUCGAAGCAGCAAGUCAACUCAGUCAGACACUUCGCAGUCUAAACCCUCAGAUCGCCCAAAUUACCAAAGCUGCUCAUUUCGCCCUUCGUAAUUCUAUCCACGAAGACUACCUCUUCCCGCUGAUCAUGGAUAUUUUCAAAGACCCUGAGGUUGAGCUAAAUCAAAAAAACAUUGUCUUCCAAUUUAUCGAGGUUUUGGUAAAUGAAUCAUGUACCUAUUCGGCUCAAGGCAAAUACGCUUAUCCUUUUGUUGAUGCCGUUCGGACACACCUUCCCAACAUAGUGGCAUUAGUUGUGCCCCACAAUGCAAACACCAACUUAUACAAUGUAUUUUCAGUCCUUGAGUCAUUGGCAUCAUUGUUCAAAAGUGACUGUCUGAAAUAUGUCAAAAUGUUUAAUAGCAAUUUGCUCGAAGAUAGCGAUUUUGAGAGUAUUGGGAAUGACAUUCCAUAUCCUGAAGUUGAACUUGAUGAACUCGGUGAUCAUGACCUGAUGGAGACGGCAUGGAAAUUUUUGAUACAGAAAAAGAAGCAAAGCCAAUAUGAGUGGCAACGACAGCUCAAAAAUGGCACAUCGUGUGAGAAUAUUAUCGAUGAAGACGAAAUGUUCGAUUUGAAAUCGAAAACUGAUACCAAUAAUAAGAUGGGUCUUCUGAAGAAGCAAGUGUUAAAUCGAAUGGAGGAUGAUCGUGAAAGUCAUAAACGUCUGAAGGAAUUAUUAUGGCAUGUGGAUCGGCCAAAGGAGAUAAGUUACUUGCUGGAAGACGAAUUCUUUGGGUAUUACUAUUCGAAAAUUCAUAAACUUGAAGACGUGCAAUUUGAAAUUCUACUAAACAAUUUAAAGGACUGCAACGAGACCGCUACUAGAAGUUUCAAGGACAAGCAAGUGAUUCAAGAAGACGCCGCACAAUGA